GUUUUUUGUUGUAAAUGAGGCCACAAAAUACAAUUUUCUUUCCUUUUUCAUUGUAUUUUUGUUUUUAGAAAACUUCUAACAUUUUAGUUUAAUUAGAAACAAUCAUAUUAACAUUUUACUGUAUUUAUAAAGUCUCCAGUCAGUUUGAUAAAUGAUUGUUAAUAAGGUUUGAAUAUAGUUAAUUACUAAUAUCUGAUGAUUACUUACUGAAUGACAUCAAAACGACUUUAUCAAAGCACUUUUUUUAAUGUCAUUUAAUUUUUACUAGAAAGUUUCUGUACCUUGUUCCUCCAUUGAUAAAUAAGUGAUUGUUUCCUGAUCGACCUUAUUGAUCAGAGAUGGUUCGGUCUAACAGAAGGUGAGCAAAAGUUUGAUUUUCUGUUAAAUGUUUUUUUAAGGUUUCAUGUUGCAGAAAUUUCUGAUCAGACAUUCAGUAAAUGUUACCUGCAGUCAGUGAAGUUGUUGAUCUUCACUGUUGUUUUUAAUUUAUAUUCCUGUUGUAUUUCCAGUUGCUGUGUCUGAAUCCAGGAUGAAGUGCAGCAGCACAAAUACAACAAAUAAGCUCUCUCCUCGUCCUGAGGACUGCUGACCACCUCGGACAGAGCCGAUGUCAGCAGGAUUUACAAGGUGAGCGGUCAAAGGAUGAAGGUAUUUCAGGAGCUCAUUGGCCCGGGUUGGUCUCAAGAGUUCCUCAUGGCCAUAAAGAGGAACCUCCAAAUCCCUGUCCAAGCACAUAAAUACCCCGCAGAUUUCACUUUGUAGUCCGUGACUCCCUCACUGUCCUUCUGUCAGUCUCUGCUGCCCUCCUCAUCGUCACUGUUGUAGGUGAGAAACUCUUUUACUUUGUGGAUUUUGUGGGGAAGCACUGCGCGGUUGCAUAGGACAUCCUUGUGUUUCCUCUUUAAAUUCAAGUAUUUAUAAAUGUUAUUAUGUGUCUCUGUUGGGAGUUGAGCAGUUAUAUCGUAUUUAUUUGUUUUUAAGUUUACACAAAACUGCGGGGAAAAAAAGAGGAUUUUGUUCACUUAAGUCCAAGAAAAGUAUUUAAUAUUAGUAAAAAUGUGUGUGCAGAGUCUUAUUUUUUCUAUAUUUUGGAUUAUUUUCUGCCUUCUUGCACUAGUCUUUCCAUCUAUUACUUAAAACAAGUUUGGAUUUCUUCUUGUUUUAUCAAUUCUGCAUUCGUGCAAAAAGUCUUUCGGUUGCUUCCAAGUCUGCUUUUUCUUUCUCAUUUAACUGCCAGAGUAUCCGGUUACCUGCUGGUGAAAAAUAACCCAAAUAUCAGAUUACAGCUGACAGGUGAUUGCAUCCGUAAUUACUGAUCUUUCAAACGGAACCACCAGAAAUCUCAUUCUGCGUUUACAGAUUUAAAUAGAGUUUUACUGUUGUUAUAAAGUUAUAUAACAAUAAUAAAAAUAAUAAUAAUAAUAAUAAUAAUAACAUUUUAAAAAAUUAGAGGAAUGCAAACCUGAAAGUCUUUUAACAUCUGGUUCGUUUACUGUUUGGUAAAUAAAGUCUAAAGCUGUUUAAUUCAACUGUUUUUAUCUGAGGUUAAAAUUAAUAAAAAUAUGAAUGGAGUUUGGUUGUAAAUUCUGGAAUUUAUUUUAUUUUGUUUAUUAAGUGACUGAAUGUUUAGCUAAUAAAAUACGUCCGGAGUAACUGCUCAUAAAGAAAUAAUCAUAAAUGUCACUGCUGACCUUUGACCCUGAGCCAGGAUUAGCAUUGACCCGAUUGGCCCAGAUACUGAAGUUUCUAUUUUUAAAUCAGAGAAAUGACCAAAUGCACACGAGUCCCCUGGAACCUGCAGAGGGGCCCCCAGAGGCCCUCAGGUUUAAGGAUUCAUUUUAGAUCCUAUGUUAGAUAUACGAGUGUGCUGCACAUUUUAGCUUUCUUAAUACCGUAAAACUUCAGUUAGAAGCAGGUCUCCUUUACUAGCCUGGUGUAUCAAUUAGAGGCCUUAAUUAUCUGGAUGUAUAAAAAAUAAUAAUAAAUAUACAUAAUACAGACAGAGAAUUGUAUAAAAUGUUUCCUAAAACAGGAAAUAAUCUGCUCAAAAUGCAUCGAAAUCACUUGUUUUAAACAAACUUCCUGAAGUUACUGAGUUCACUGUUUUGGGAUCAUUGUACAGUUUCUAAUAUAUGAUGAAAUAUCCAUAAAAUAGGUCUAUUUGUAUUUACCAUCUGUAUGAGACAAUAACCUCUCAUAUAAUAAGAACAAUGUGCCACUUUAACCGUUUUCUUCUGAUUAUUUUACAGUCUGAAACUAAAAAGCAGCCAAGAUGUCUGAGGGAAAGAAGAUGACAUCAAGCCGCAGGCAUCAUCUCAAGAGUUUGAUGCUGCAGAUCGCUGCGGCCUGGCUGGAGCAGGAAGCCACCGACAUCGCGGCCGCCAAGGAGGCUUACAUGGCGGAGAACUGCGCCACCCCCGACCUGAGCGGAGACCAGGCGGCUCUGGUGGACAUCUGCAAGAAGCUGUUCCAGGCCCUCGACAAGAUUGAUGAGGACAGAUACGACGCUGAGGCCAAAGUGGCAAAGACAGAGAAAGAGAUCGACGAGCUGAAGCUGAAGGUGGUCGAGUUGGCCGGCGUGAAGAAACCCGCCCUGAAGAAAGUGCGUAUGUCCGCUGACGCCAUGCUGCAGGCCCUGCUGGGAGGCAAACACAAGGUGACCAUGGACCUGAGAGCCAACCUGAAGCAGGUCAAGAAGGAGGUCAAAGAAGAGGGUGGCGAAGGCGUCGGCGACUGGCGUAAGAACAUUGAAGACAAAGCUGACAGGAAGAAGAUGUUCGAGACUUCCUAAAAGACUUUCACUUCCUCUCUUUCCCACGACUGACCCUUUUCAUGGAAUAUAAAAAACUCGUGCCAUUAAAUUAAAUCUUUUUUUUGGAAUAAGGAAA
Messenger RNA from Morone saxatilis (striped sea-bass), 2888 nucleotides. Its product is annotated as troponin I, fast skeletal muscle-like. NCBI's taxonomy places the organism in Eukaryota, Metazoa, Chordata, Actinopteri, Moronidae. The transcript is spliced from 7 exons. Gene Ontology annotation, biological process: muscle contraction. Gene Ontology annotation, cellular component: troponin complex. The record is from RefSeq and is a predicted model, not a curated record. Bases 2273 to 2791 code for a protein of 172 amino acids.